GGUUAGAUCGAGCGUGAAGCUAGGCUGCAAUUAUUUGCAUCCUGCGUAGAAAGACAGAAAAAGGGUGCGUUCUCGAAGGUGCUAGAAAACUGUGGGUCAUAAUCGCGGGAAGGCACAUUGCAUAUCUACUAGUUUCGGAAUAAUCGAGGAGAGGCGCUAGUUGUCCAUUUCUGGAGCUUUCUGAAAAUCUGCGCCGGCUCAACGACGGAACAUUCGCACGAGUCAUCGCGUAUAUUUGCAAGCAUAAAAGAACGAGUCACAGAAAAUAGGACGGAAAUAUCACUGCUCACAGAUCAAGCGUUAUGGAUCAGGUAUUAGAGUUAAAAGAAAAAGGUAAUUCUGCUUUACAAGGAGGAAGAUUUGACGAGGCUAUCAAAUAUUAUACGGAGGCAAUUGCAUUAGAUGGAAACAAUCAUGUCCUUUAUAGUAACAGAUCAGCGGCAUAUGCCAAUGCAGGAAACUAUGCACAGGCAUUAGAAGAUGCAGAGAUGACUGUAAAAUUGAAACAAGAUUGGGGAAAAGGUUAUUCGCGCAAAGGAAGCGCGCUUGCUUACUUGGGUAGAUUAGAUGCAUCUCUAAAAGCAUACGAAACUGGUCUACAGUUCGAUCCCGACAAUGCUCAGCUUAAAAGUGGCCUGGCUGAAGUCAAGGCUCAGAAACAAGCAGCAGCUAUGAAUCCUUUCAGUAGACCGGAUCUCUUUGUCAAACUUGCUAAUGACCCUAGAACCAAGGGUUACCUACAGGAUCCAGAGUAUUUGAAACUAUUGCAGGAGCUACGGCAGAAGCCACAUCUGCUCCCUAUGAACUUUAACGAUAACAGAGUAAUGACAACUCUUAGCGUAUUACUAGGUGUGGGCAUGGACAUGUAUGAAUCGAUGGACACAGAUUCGCCUCAACCACCAGAACCUCCAAAACCUAAACAAGAACCACCUAAACCUCAGAAAAAAGAAGAGGAUAAUCUUCCACCCGAAAAGAAAGAGGCACUAAACGAAAAACAAUUGGGCAAUGAUAACUACAAAAAGAAGAACUUUGCGGAAGCACUUAGACAUUAUAACAAGGCAGUAGAAUUAGAUCCUACAGAAAUUAUUUACUUAUUAAAUAUAGCAGCAGUAAAUUUUGAACAAAAAGAGUACGAAAAAUGUAUUGCUCAGUGUGAAAAAGCCAUUGAAGUUGGAAGAGAGAAUCGAGCUGAUUUUAAAUUAAUAGCAAAAGCAUUUACUAGAAUUGGUCAUGCGUAUAAAAAGAUGGAGGAUUGGAAACAAGCGAAGGUGUAUUAUGAAAAGUCUAUGUCCGAGCAUAGAACGCCAGAAAUAAAAACUCUUCUCUCUGAUAUUGAUAAAAUCAUUAAGGAGGGGGAGAGAAAAGCGUAUAUCGAUCCGGUAAAAGCGGAAGAAGAAAAGGAGAUUGGGAAUCAAAAGUAUAAAGACGGAGAUUAUCCAGCAGCGAUAAAGCAUUAUACAGAAGCCAUUAAGAGAAAUCCCGACGAUCCGAAAUACUAUAGCAACAGAGCUGCUUGUUACACCAAAUUAGCAGCAUUUGACCUUGGAUUGAAAGAUUGCGAGAAGUGCGUUGAAAUUGAUCCAAAGUUCAUCAAAGGUUGGAUAAGGAAAGGAAAGAUAUUGCAAGGUAUGCAACAGCAAGGAAAAGCGCUCACUGUUUAUCAGAAAGCAUUGGAAUUAGAUCCCUCGAAUAGCGAAGCAUUAGAGGGAUAUCGAUCGUGUGCCGUUUCCGUCAGUUCGAAUCCCGAGGAAGUAAGAAAAAGAGCAAUGGAAGAUCCAGAAGUUCAAAGUAUACUACGCGAUCCUGCUAUGAGACUUAUCUUAGAGCAAAUGCAGAGUGAUCCUAGAGCUUUACAAGAUCACUUAAAGAAUCCGGACAUAGCGGCAAAGUUGCAAAAACUGUUGGAGUCAGGCCUCAUAGCUAUUCAUUGAAGACAAAAAUAUCUGUACUUGUGCAUAGCUCCAUGCAUGACAUUACAUUGUCACCAAGUUCCUUUGGUAUUGAGGAAAUCAUGCUGUUCGUUCUAUUUUUAUGUAUUAGAAGUACGUUAUUUAACCAUACAGGCUGCUUAAUGGCAUAUUCAUUGUACAUCUACGUUCAGAACAGCCUUUUGUCUAAGUUUCGUUAUAUAUACAUGUUAUUUUCGGGCGAAUGCAGUGGCCUUCUUGGUCAUAGACCACUUUUUGCAUUGUAAAUCAUAUUAUAGUAAAUGUUUUAAUAUGUCUUGCAGAGUAUAACUCUGUGGGGAAAAACUUAUUACAUAAUUACAAGCUUUUACAUAACUUUUGCAUAAAAUAAUAUUUCCAACUGUAAAUCAGUAUAUCAUAAAUAACAUAAAUAUCAAUUAUGCGAUAGUAUCUUAAAUUUGUUAUGCGGUCUAGAUUAAACGAAAUUAUUAUCUUAAACCCGAUUCUCCUCGAUAAAUCAAUUUCUGUGCACUAUAGAAAUAUGUAUCUAAGUUUUACUUUU
This is a messenger RNA of Colletes gigas, 2469 nucleotides long. RefSeq names its product stress-induced-phosphoprotein 1 (gene Stip1). Gene Ontology annotation, molecular function: Hsp90 protein binding. Bases 303 to 1931 code for a protein of 542 amino acids. The record is from RefSeq and is a predicted model, not a curated record. The transcript has 3 exons. NCBI's taxonomy places the organism in Eukaryota, Metazoa, Arthropoda, Insecta, Hymenoptera, Colletidae.